This is a messenger RNA of Anopheles funestus (African malaria mosquito), 7512 nucleotides long. RefSeq names its product proteoglycan 4. Lineage: Eukaryota; Metazoa; Arthropoda; Insecta; Diptera; Culicidae. The transcript has 11 exons. The record is from RefSeq and is a predicted model, not a curated record. Bases 1546 to 5478 code for a protein of 1310 amino acids.
GCCCUGGCCAGCAUGAUUCAGUUUGCGAUGCCAUGGAUACAGACCCGAUGCGACGUUGAUCGUGCUUCACGCGUUUAGUCGACAAAGUCAGUGCGGUGUGUACGCAAACAUUGCUCGCAUUCCCGAGCCUCCCAUCGAACGCACGUGCGUAGUGUACGUUUUUUUUUAUUUUCUUCUUGUGAGUUGUGCAAGAAUUCUAUUCUAUCGGUGCAGAUAAAAAAGUUUAAAUAGAAAAAGAAGGUUGUGAAAUAAAUCACCCACCUUUCGCCGUGCCGAAAGAACACACAUUGACAGUGACAGUGAAAUUCAACAUUUCAAGUGCCCGUGCAGUUUGAACGAAUCGUGCCUUUCGCUUUCAGGCAAGGUUUUCGAUUUCACUGUGGGCUGUCGAGUGCUGUGCAAGGUUCCGUAAGGAGGCACACAUUUUUCUCAACAAGCGAAAGAGAAAUCACUCCAAUUUUCACAGCCAUCGUACGAAGGUUAGUGUCGUUGUGCCUUCGGUGACAUUGCACGUUCUGGUGACUCUUGUUUUUUUUGUUUGCUAGUUGCACAAUAUACGAAGACGUGCGGGGGCUCCUUUUUGCUUUUUGGGGAAGAAAGUGCAUCCGUUGCAGCGAAAGCCAAAACCCACGGCAGGAAGCAACGUGUAUUGGUUAAGCCGCAAAGAAAGCGUUUCUAGAGAGUUUCGGAACCCGCGGGUGAUUUGUGUUUGUGUGCCGAGAGUUUAACCAACCCCCACUGGGGGGAGUGUGCUGUUUGCGGGCCGUGUGUGUCUGUAUCUGUGGCUUGAAAACUGGCGGCGUUUCCGUCUGAAAAGGUGAAAGAAAUUGCUUCGAAGCUGAUGGUUGGUUUUUGUUUUUCGUUGGUUCGCACCAUUCGCACGUGCUUUCUUCCAGCUGUCCGGGAAGCGAGAAGUUUGAACGCAACAGCGGAAGUCGACAAAGUCUGACAAUUGAAGUUUGUUUUGUGUGUUUCGUUGGCCGUCACUUUACCGUUUUCCGAAUCCGUGUUUUGCGCCAACCAACCAAAACCCCACGGCAGAGCAGAUCCACGUGCACACCGGACGUAUUUAUUUACGAUUGCACUUCAAUAGAUUGUCGUGAACAAUUGCUGAAGAUUUUGUGAUAAGAUCAAGGACGUUCGUUGCUGGUCGAACGAAUUUACAAGGUAUGUGUGGGGUUGGAACGCAAAAUUCAUCCGACUAAUUUGAUCCAAUAAAGUACGACACAAAAAAACACACACACCUCGAGUGGAAGGGAUCUGAACGGCGUGCAAAGCGGUUAUUUCAUAUUCAGGACAAGAUUGUUGAACGUUCUGUGAGGAAAUAAAACUUAAACGGUUGAGCUAAUCGCUGGAGAGCAUACAUUUUUGCGGAAACUCUCUAAAACCACCUUAACUUGAAUGCACAAAUAAUGCAAACAAUUGAAAGUUAAUUUUCCUGCACAAAAGGGCACACACACAUUUUACAAGGAUUUUACCUUUCACUUCAACUCUACUAAGCUCUGCAACAAAAGGACAUAAAAGUAACAUCAAAGUGCUACAAUAAUGGGGGCCGUUGCUAAACUGUUGCUGCUGUGCGUUUGCCUAGCAAAAGCACAUGGUGCCGUUUAUUCACCCGGAGGUGGCGGCGUUUAUGGAGACUCGUCACCGAAAGAUGCCGGCGGGGAUCCAGUGUUUGCUGUGCUGCCGAGCCAGGACGUCAAUCCGGACUACUACACGACACAGACGGUGUAUGGAUUUCUCGAUUUUACCACCACCAUCGGCAAUACGGUGAUGAUCUUUUCGCCACAAAGUGCCGCACCGGUUGUGACAGAACCACCUAAAACGACGGCUCCACCUCCACCAGUCAUCGAAACGACUCCCACCACCACCACUACCACAGAGGAAGCGGUCCAGGAGAUUAAACCCAGCAAAACGGUCGUGCUGCCGGUACAGCCUAAAGAGAAGGUCAGCAUCGUGCAGGUACUACCGGAAACUCCAAAACCACCGACCGUCAAACCGAUCGGUCCGCUUAAGUUCGUCCCGAAAGCCGUCCCGAAAGUUGCCAUCAAACCGAUCCUGAAACCGAAACCAAAAAUCGUCGAAAUAGCUCCGGUUAAGGUAGAACCCGUGCCGCAACAGGAACAACCCCAGCCAGAUCGAUUCAUCGUCAAGCCAGUUCCGAAAUCGGUUAUCAUUAAGCCAGUGGCACCGGUUGUGAAGGUGGUGGCUACGAAGGUUGAACCGACGACAACAACGACCGAAUCGUCACCUGAAAUUGAAUCGGAAGAGGAACAGUCGGAAGAAUUCGAACAGGAACAGGAACCUCAAGAAAUUGCUGAGGAUGAGCCAGAGGAGGUGCACGAAGAAGUAGAAGAGGAGGAGGAAGAGGAGGAAGAAGAAAUAAAAGAUCAGCAGCAGCCGCAAGAAGUGAUUCCGAUCGCAAAGGUAGUAGAGAAUGUCCACGCGGUUGAACCAGUUCAAGAGACGGAGCAACCCAAGACGCACGUUGUUGAAGCCGUCAAACCAGUGACUGCGGCGACUACCACCACAACGACGACAGAGGAACCUGCGGCAGUGGGUGCAACGGCCGAAGAUCAGCACGAAGAGCACUCGCCGAUAAUGUUUUCCAACAUUUCGGAAGAUGAAGUGAAACCUGCAGCUGAGGUGAAGGUUGUCCGGAGCGAGAGCGGAACUCCCACGGUUGGAGCUGUGGAGCAUCAGCAGAACGAAGAAGACACACCGGAAGCGGAAACCAACGGCGAUGAGGAUGAAGAUGACGAGGAAGAGGAAGACGAAGACGAACCGGUACCAGUGUUGCAGAUUGGCAACAACAUCGGUGAACCGGAGUACGAUUUCCUUUCGCGCCAACCGUCCGAGUUUGUGGAGGAAACGUUCCGUGUCGUCAACCUGCGACCGACGGGAGCCGCCUCACAGCCAGCGGGCGCCACCGCCCAAGCAGCAGCACCGCGCGAGAAGUCGGCCAAACCGAAGCGAGGUAAUAAGGGCAGAACCCAUCCGACCGGCCUGGUGACGACGCUCGGUGGCACCGUGGUUAAGGAGGGCGUUACCACCGUCCACGAGACCAGCGUGAUCGGCACCUACAUUUCAGGAAAGUAUGCGCAGGUCCUACAAAGCACAUCUCAUGUCAUUCAAGGUAACCAAGGUGGAGCGGCAACGAACGGUAACGGGGGUGCAGCGGGGGCCAACGUGGCCACCGAUGGUCGCCGGCCCAAGCUAAACCCGAGCUCAACGUUGCGCAUCCUGAAGACGGCGGCACCGGCACUCAACAAGACGCCACGGUACAGUCCGGAGGCGGCAUCGAUCAUUACACCGUCCCCAGCGACGCACGCACUCGAGGAUACUGGGCUGCCGCUGGAGAAUCUGUUCGCCAGCCAGCCCAGCUCGAGCUUGGUGCGACCGUCGCGCCGUCUGCCCGGUAGCGCUAGCGGUAACUUCAAGAACCGUCUGAAGAACCGCAUCAGCAAGGACGAGAACGAUCUGCAGGAGCAGGGUGGUGACAGUGAGCAGGUCACCCCGCAAGCCACCGUAACGCCACAGCCUACCUACGGCAAGAAGCCGGGCAACCGUUACCGCAACACACAAAUCGUUAAGCCCGUCGGCAAGAAUACAAGAUAUAACCGUUACUCUACAUCUAGCGUGGAGGUGGCCACGGUAUCCGUUUAUAGUGAGCCGAGCCCGACGGCCGGCUCGGGCUAUCAGAACCGGCGCAAUAAAUCCUCACGUAACGGUUUUAAACCAACAUCAUCCCACAGCGUGUCGACCGUACAGCAGCAGCAGCAGCAACAGGAUGCGGCGACCAGGCGAUCGUUCAAACCGAAACCACAGCCGUCCGCACCGCUAGAUCAGGAACCGGGCCAGACCACCAGUCUGUACAAGUUCAAGCUGAACCGAUCGCCGGGCCGCUGGCAGUACAAGUCGCCCGCCAAGCCGACGGUUGCGAUCCGGAAGCAGAGCGCGGUCAAGCCCAAGGAUCAGGUACUGGAAAAUCUCACGACCGCACCGAUUUCCGACACAUCCGUACAGUCUAAUGAUAUUGCGCAGUCGCCCGAACAUGCGGAAAAGGUGGACACGGAUGCGGACCUGGACCAGUCCGGCUCGGUGCAUGGGAAUGUGCUGAAUGAUGCGGAGAACGACAACCAGAUCGAACGCCGCUACCCGAUCGAGACGCUGAAGGUGGAGAUAUCGACGCCAGCUGACUUCCGUGACACGUACUACGAGAUAGCGACCAUCAAGUCGCCCUACACCUUCCAGGUGGGAACAGUAAAGAACACCCGUUACAUUACCGUCACCUCUACGAUCGAGAAGGUAUUGGAGCAGGAGACGGCCACCAUCACACCGUCGUUGACGGAACCACUGACCGAAAACAUUUUGGCCACCACGACACACAUCGACAAGGAGAGUAAUCUGCUAGACUCGAGCAUUGCCACACUGCCACCGAUUGCGCUUGGUAUUGACACGGAAACGCCUCCACUUGAGACACUGACGGAAACAUUCAGUACCACUCAGGCCAUGCUAAAGACGCACAUACUACCCGUGAUCCGUGACGGUGACACUACGAGCUACACGCUGAUCCAGACGUACCAUGUGACGCGCUUGGUGACCGCCACCAAGACGCUACCACCGAUGGAGUUGUACCAUUUCGUGCCGUCUCGUACGCUGAACGAGUUCAACAGCCGAUUGGAUGAGGCCGGAUCGGAGCUUCAUCUCGAGCUGGAGUUUGGUGAUGACAACGAAAACGAUGACGAAGAUAAGCCUAAGCGCGAACGACUACCUUCGGAUCUGGAUCUUUCGAGCAUUGGAUCUGAUUUUGAUCUGUCGGAAGUGGACAAGACUAAUAUCCCGGAGAACAUCCGGCCAAAGAAGAAGAUCAGUGGAAGCAAUAAGGAUAACCGAGUUACUACCGAGGCACCUGUCACGACACCUGCUCUUACGCCGGAACAGCUACAGCAGUUGGCGCUUCUACGUCUCCUCAAUCCGGCCGCUGCCGCUCAAAUUCCUUCGGUAAUUACUUCAUCCAAACCAGUGAUUAAACUCGAAACUGUGUACGAAUCGCAUGUACUUCCCAUCAUCAAUGGAGCGAACACAAUCCUGAGCACAAUUUCCCGUCCAAUUGGUACCAUCACCAAAACCAGUUACGAAGUGGUCACGACGACUCUGCCCACCCUUCCAAUACCUCCAAUUCCGCAGCUUAAUCCACUGCUGAUCCAACAGCAGCAACAGCAGCAACAGCAACAACAGUUGCAGAUCCAGUCGACACCUGUCGUCACGCAGACGAUCGUCACCGAGACGAACAGCAAGGUGUUGAAGCUUACGUUCGGUGCUAAGACGGCCUAUACUACGCUGUACUCGACGACAGUUGUACCGACGGUGCUGACCACCUACCUGACCCAGUCGGUGUCGGUGCAACCGACGGCGGCCGCUGCAUUCCCUGGAUUCUUCCCGAAUCCUUACGCACCGUUCCCGUUCGUCGGCUAAUGGGAGAGCUGCCUGGCUUAUGUGCUUGCCUAGUUAGUAGUUUAGGAUAACGAAUUGACAGAGCCGCCGGAUGACGUGAGUGAGCAGACGAUCGCGCGAGAAGAAAGCCGACACGUGAACACGUCCGUACGGUCGCAAAGUAAAAACGCAACCCGCAACAAACCUGAGAACCCUGAUAAUCUUUCCACACCAUGAUAAAUUCCGAAUGAUACCUUUAGACCGGUGGCGGAAGGAAAUUAUUCAACGGUGCAACGAAGCUAACAGAUAGAGAUAAAAGCCGCCAAGAAGGAUGUGAAAGGUUAAACUGUCCGUGCACAACCGUGGAAUCUUGCCACAGCCCCCGGCGGGGAGGAAUGAGACCAAAAACCCGUCACAACCCACCCCUCGGGACGGGGGCUGAACCAUGAACUAGGAGAAGCGUGUAAUGGAAGAAGAAGGGACACCAUCUACCCACUUUUGGGGCGAAACGAUGUUUUAGUGUUAUUUGCAUGUUUUGUAUUGUGCCGUUUUUUUUCUCUUCCUUCCUUGCCGAACGAACCCGAACGGAUCCAACCAAGCACUGACUGACGAAACCGCGUUGGCCGGACAUAAAAUAUUCCAUUCCGUUUAGUGGACGUAAUGGUUCUGUAUUUUAUUUUUUUUUUCUUGCUGCAGUCCUCAACCAUCUACCGCGCUUGUAAGCAGAAGGAGAGAAACAUUUGCCUUAAGAAUAGCAUUAAAUUUAAUUCAAACUAGAGCUCUAUAAUACGGUGAAAAUGUUGUCUAAGAGAGAACCCGGAAAGUAAAGGACGAAUCCGGGGAGCGGGUUUCUUUUUUUUUCGAGCAGGGUGGAAAAUGCACCCCUUUUUUUGAGUCCACAGAUAAGAAAGGAAGACAACGAAAAAAAAGGAUACGCAAGGUUUUAUUUUUAUGCUGCGAAGGAUAAAACGGUUUAUGACGAAACAAGAGAGCCUCCCCCAGGAAAAAAACAGAACGAACACCGCGCUACAAAGCGAAGAAAGAUCCGAGUGAAAAGUGCAAUCGUUAAAGUGAAAAAGAGAAGUUAAAAAGUUGGAUUAGGGAAAACGAGCAUCAUAAGCGUGUACUAUCAACCUUUUUUUUCUUCUUCUACCGUUCGAAUGUAACGCCAGCGCGCGCCGUAUUCAUAAACGGAUAAUUUUGUAAAUAUUUUAUACGAUUAUCGAACCCAUCGCCAAUCCUUCGUGCUGUCCGUUUUGUGAGAAGCGGUACUGAAUUCACUGAUUCACGCUGAAAUGGUAAUGCUGUCGCUUUUUUACCUUUCAGUAUUUAGUUCAUUUUUUUUAAGCAAACAAGAAACGCCUUUCAAGCUCAAUCAUGCAAAGUAGUUUUGUUUUUAACAUUCUAUUGUAAAUAAUUUCUAUCGUUUUUUUUCUCACUUUCAUUUGCAGUAUAAAUUUUUUAAACCCCUUUUUUCUCAUCCUUAAAUGCCUCGUUUCGGUAAAACUUUAUGGCAAACGGAUCAUUUAUGCCGGUAAAAAAAUAUUACUUCCUAAAACGUUUUACAACCACAACUCAUAAUGCGUACUCUUUUUUAAUAUCGCCCUAUUCCUCCUAAACGGGUCAGCAUUAUUGCUCAAAACGUUUCAAUUCAUGACCACUGCAAUUUGCUCUAGAAAUAGCUAGUAUCAUAAUGGACCGUGUGCGCAAGAUUCGGUUGUAAAACCGGUGAAAAUUGCGACUAUAUUGAAAAAAUACUCAGUCCUACGCAUCGUUGCAUCACAAUUGUGCACGAUUGUGCAAAUUGUUUUUUUAAAUGUGCUUUAGGUUUAACAUUUAAUGAUAUUACACACAACUUGCUUCAUGCACAACGCGGGCAAACAAUUCUUUUCGUUUCGUUUAAAAUCGUUUGUUUGUGUUUGUGUUUUUUUUUGUAAAUAAGUUAUGUCCUUUUCUUGUCUCCUUUCUUUUCCAUUUUCUCAUACUGUCGAUCACACUAUUAAAUGUUUAAUUAAUCAAACCGAAUUGUAUUCUUGGAAGCAAUUUUUAAUAAAAUAUAUUUUAUAAUACAAGGUU